GGAGAGAGAGGACCUCGGCCGGCUUUCUCCGAGCACGCUCUCCGCACAGAUGCCCUGGAGUCGGUCUGCUGUAGCUAAUGUUCCGUGUCCUUCUGUGUCUGUCUUCUUUCCCAGAACACUUGAAGGAGAAGCUGGAAGAGUACAUGGCUCGGUUUUCCAAAGUGAGGAUCGUCCGCACCAGGAAAAGGGAAGGGCUGAUCCGGACCCGACUCCUGGGGGCGUCCGUGGCCAGAGGCGAGGUCCUGACGUUCCUCGACUCCCACUGUGAGGUCAACGUCAACUGGCUGCCCCCGCUCCUCAACCAAAUUGCACUAAACCACAAGACCAUUGUUUGCCCCAUGAUCGACGUCAUUGACCACAAUCACUUUGGGUACGAGGCGCAAGCCGGGGAUGCCAUGCGUGGUGCCUUCGACUGGGAAAUGUACUACAAGAGGAUCCCCAUCCCACCAGAGCUGCAGAGGGCGGACCCCAGUGACCCUUUUGAGUCUCCCGUUAUGGCUGGAGGUCUCUUUGCCGUGGAUCGCAAAUGGUUUUGGGAGUUGGGUGGCUAUGAUCCAGGUCUGGAGAUCUGGGGAGGAGAGCAGUAUGAAAUUUCUUUCAAGGUAAGCCGGCAGCACCCUUGCCACACUAGGUUGGCCUCUUUUUGACAAUUCUAAUGGAAUGGCGACAUUUCGUUUUGUGACCUAUGUUAUAAAUUGACAUCGAAAACAGACAUGUCAUUUUCCCACCUCAGCUUUUGGCUGAGAGAGGCUACUUCCUCCUGAAGCUUCAGAGAGACGCAGUCAUGCCAUCAUAGUCAAGCAGAGGAGAAAGAGCUCGGGAUGCCACUUGCAGGCAGGAGCCACGAUGCGCCAGCGCCCUGCGGCUCCACCGGCAGUGUGUUCCUUCUCAGGCCCCCAGAGCAGAGAGACAGGGGCAAGGAGGUGACAACAGUGGAAUUACUGGAGCCUCUGCCCUUUGUGCUU
Messenger RNA from Odocoileus virginianus texanus, 965 nucleotides. NCBI's taxonomy places the organism in Eukaryota, Metazoa, Chordata, Mammalia, Artiodactyla, Cervidae. The record is from RefSeq and is a predicted model, not a curated record.